This is a messenger RNA of Saccostrea echinata, 7048 nucleotides long. Its product is annotated as lysine-specific demethylase 5A-like. Gene Ontology annotation, cellular component: nucleus. The transcript is spliced from 32 exons. Gene Ontology annotation, biological process: chromatin remodeling. The coding region runs from base 145 to 5757 and encodes 1870 amino acids. Gene Ontology annotation, molecular function: DNA binding; histone demethylase activity. Lineage: Eukaryota; Metazoa; Mollusca; Bivalvia; Ostreida; Ostreidae. The record is from RefSeq and is a predicted model, not a curated record.
UUCAUGAGUUCCUGGGCAAUACACAUAUUGAAUAUUGUUGGCUUUUUAUGAUGUGUUGAAUAAUGUUACUGAUUGUUUUGUGUCGAUAAAUGGCUUAGGUCUCGUGAUUUCUUGGAUUUAUAAGACCUUUCUGAAGUGUCAGUAAUGGAUGAACCAUACAUUAACUUUAUUCCUCCUCCAGAGGCACCGGUUUUCACUCCCACUGAGGAAGAAUUCGCAGAUCCACUAGGAUACAUCGCAAAAAUAAAACCUAUUGCCGAAAAGUCUGGAAUUUGCAAAAUUAAACCUCCACCGGAUUGGCAACCUCCAUUCGCAGUGGAUGUGGAUAAAUUCAGAUUUACUCCAAGAGUUCAGAGAUUAAAUGAACUUGAGGCUUUCACUCGGAUUAAACUGAACUUCUUGGAUCAACUUGCAAGAUUUUGGGAGUUGCAGGGCUGUUCUUUGAAAAUUCCUCAUGUUGAGAGAAAGCUGCUGGACCUGUACAACUUGUACAAGGCUGUUGAAGAAGAGGGUGGUAUGGAAUCUGCCACCAAGGAAAGAAAAUGGACCAAAAUUGCUCAGAGAUUAAAGUAUCCCCCAGGAAAGGGGGUUGGGGGAUCACUCCGAUCUCACUAUGAGCGAAUCCUCUACCCAUUUUUUAUCUUCAAGAAAGGUGACUCCUACCCAGCAGAGCAACCAAAACCAGAUUUGUCCUCAAAUGCUGAGGAGGAGGACAAGUCCGACAAAGAUUACAAACCACACGGUAUAGCAGCUAAAACGGCAGCGGGGGGAUAUACUCGCAAAAACAAGAAAGAGAGGGCACAGAAACAGCUUCCCUCUGACACAGAUGAAGUCCCCACAGUUUUAGAGAAGAUGGACAUUGACUAUAAUGUUAACUCUGAGCUGAAGAAGUUACAGUUCUUUGGAGCAGGACCAAAAGCUGCUGUUCCCCCAGCCGGGGAGGGGAAAGGUGAAAACAAAGAUGAGAUUAAAGUGGAGCCUUUGGAGAAUGGUGGUGGAGUGAACACCAGGCAUAAGAACCCAGGGCCAGGGGCAUACACCACAGUGGAUUUGUACAUCUGUCAUAUGUGUAACCGUGGUGAUGGGGAGGAGUACAUGUUGCUAUGUGACGGAUGUGAUGAUGCAUUCCAUACAUACUGCUUAAUCCCUCCCAUGCCUGAGGUCCCUAAAGGGGACUGGCGAUGCCCUAAAUGUGUGGCAAAGGCUUGCUGUCGUCCUUUGAACCCUUAUGGAUUUGAACAAGCUAAAAAGGACUACAGUCUGCAGAGUUUCGGAGAAAUGGCUGACCAAUUUAAAUCCAACUACUUCAACAUGCCUGUGCAUAUGGUGCCGUGUGAGAUGGUGGAGAAGGAGUUUUGGCGAUUGGUUAACUGUAUUGAGGAGGAUGUAUCUGUGGAAUACGGAGCAGAUAUCCACGCAUCAGAAAUGGGGAGCGGAUUCCCCACCAAGGACACUAAAGACAUGUUCCCAGAGGAUGAGGAGUACAUCAAUUCUGGAUGGAAUCUGAACAAUUUACCUGUCCUAGAGCAGUCUGUUCUCUGUCACAUUAAUGCAGACAUCUCUGGCAUGAAGAUUCCAUGGUGCUAUGUGGGAAUGUGUUUUUCCAGUUUUUGCUGGCACAAUGAAGAUCACUGGAGUUACUCUAUCAACUACAUGCACUGGGGAGAACCAAAGACCUGGUACGGUGUCCCUGGAGCGAUGGCUGAUUUGUUUGAGGAUGUAAUGAAGAAGAGUGCCCCCGAGUUGUUUGAAGCUUCUCCAGAUCUUCUACAUCAGCUGACAACCAUUAUGAAUCCUAACAUUCUCAUGGACCAUGGUGUUCCAAUUGUGCGCACCAACCAACAUGCAGGAGAGUUUAUCAUUACCUUCCCCCGAGCCUACCAUGCUGGCUUUAACCAGGGGUACAACUUUGCUGAAGCAGUCAACUUUGCACCAGCUGACUGGCUACCCAUAGGACGUGCUUGUAUUGAACACUAUAGAUCUUUGUGUCGUCAGUGCGUUUUCUCACAUGAAGAGUUAGUAUGUAAAAUGGCAGCUGAUCCAGAUAACCUAGAUCUCAUCAUUGCAGCCAGCACUCACAAAGAUCUGCUUGCUAUAGUAGAAGAUGAAAGGAAACAGCGCAAAAACCUGCUGGAAAUGGGAACAAAGGAAGCAGAGCGUGAGGCGUUUGAGUUACUCCCUGACGAUGAGCGACAGUGUGACUUCUGUAAAACCACCUGUUUCCUGUCUGCUGUCACCUGUCCUUGUAAACCAAAUAAAGUUGUUUGUAUUCAUCAUGUGGACAAGUUGUGUGUUUGUAAACCAUCACAAUACUGUCUGAGAUACAGAUACACUCUAGAUGAAUUACCCACAAUGCUCAAUCGCCUAAAAGUGCGAGCGGAGUCGUUUGACAACUGGACAACUAAAGUCAGAACUGCUUUAGAGGCUGAAGUGGAAGAGAAAGUUGAUCUGUCUGAUCUGAAGGAGUACAUUAGUGAAGCUGAAGAGAAGAGAUUCCCCGACUCGGAGUUGAUGCAGCAGUUAGUUAUGGCAGUCAACGAGGCAGAAAAGUGUGCUAAUGUGGCUGCUCAGCUCGUGUCCAAGAAAGCCAGAACUAGAAAUCGACACAAUGAAGGGAAAUACAUAGCCAAGCUAAGUUUAGAUGAACUGAACUGUUUCUAUGAACAAGUGGCCAGUCUAGCAUGUGUUAUCAAGGAGGCCAAACUUGUCAAGGAGCUGCUAGACAAGGUUGUACAGUUCCAGAAAGAUGCCCAGGAGGCAUUAGAAGCUGAGAAUCCAGACUCGGAGAAACUAGAACAGCUGAUUGAGUUCAGUGUUACACUAGAUGUGGAUCUUCAGGAGAUUCCUAAACUGAAGCAGGUGCUACAGCAAGCAAAAUGGUUGGAUGAGGUCAAAUUGACUCUUCUUGAAGAUCAGCAGCAGGUCACCCUGGAGUCAAUGAGGAAACUGAUGGAAGCAGGGGUAGGGCUCGCCCCUCAUCCUGCUGUAGAGAAGGCUAUGGCUGAAUUACAGGAGCUACUGACAGUCAGCGAGAGGUGGGAAGAGAAGGCCAGGAUCUGUUUACAGGCUAGGCCCCGUCAUGUGAUGGCAACACUGGAAGCCAUCAUAAACGAAGCCAAGGGUAUCCCAGCAUUCCUUCCUAAUGUUAGCUCACUUAAGGAUGCUCUGAAGAAAGCAAAGGAUUGGACACAGAAAGUCGAGACUGUACAGAACUCAGAUUCCUAUCCCUAUCUGGAUGCUCUGGAGAGUUUGGUGAACAAGGGUCGUCCUAUUCCAGUCCGUCUGGAUCAGCUACCACAGGUGGAGUCUCAGGUCGCAGCUGCCAAGUCAUGGCGUGAGAGGACUGCUAGAACCUUCCUAAAGAAGAACUGCACAUACUCUCUACUAGAGGUUUUGUCACCCAGAGCUGACAUAGGAAUCUACAGUGGUAGUAAGAAAGUGAAGAAAAAGAUCAAAGAGGAGGGAAGAGAUCGCCGGGACAGCGAGAAUAACAACCAAUCAGAUUACAGAGUGGAUGAACAAAGAGAUCCUGCUGCUAUUGUUGCUGCAUUCAAAAUGGCAGAGCACAGAGAGAUAGAACUGAUGAGGGAGUUAAGGGACCGUAACUCUGCCAAACUUCGCCAGCCACAUGGAGAGGCCAAGUACUGCAUCUGUCGUAAAGAGGGAUCGGGAUUCAUGUUACAGUGUGAACUCUGUAAAGACUGGUUCCAUGGAACUUGUGUACCCUUGCCUAAAUCUGCCAACCUGAAGAACAAAUCUCAGCAGGCUGCUGCCGUACAGGCUGCUAAGGAUCUCAAAUUUCUCUGUCCCCUGUGUCUGAGGUCACGACGACCAAGACUGGAAACCAUUCUGUCUCUCCUGGUUUCUCUGCAGAAGCUCCCCGUUCGUCUGCCCGAGGGAGAAGCCUUGCAGUGCCUGACUGAGCGAGCUAUGGCCUGGCAGGACCGAGCUCGACAGGCCCUCACCACCAGUGAACUCGCUUCUGCUCUUGCCAAACUCAGUGUACUGAGUCAGAGGAUGGUAGAACAGGCUGCCAGAGAGAAGACAGAGAAGAUCAUUAAUGCAGAGUUGAUGAAGGCGGCUAAUAACCCUGAGUUACAGGGGCACCUGGCCAGUGUCACACAGAGUGCAUUUGGUGGAACAUCAGGAGUGAUCAAUGGGAAACAGAUGGACUCUGGAUUCCUGGACUCAGAAAAUUCCAUGUCACCCCCCAUGUCACCUGAACAAAACUCGGAUGACAUCCAGAUGGAGGUUGAGAUAUCAAGCAGCACUAACCACACAGGAAUGUCUGAACACGCCUAUUCUACAGCCUCCAAAGGAGGAUCUAAUGCCUCACCUAGAAAACAUCAGAGGAAAUCUCCCCUAGUGGCUCGUUCUGGCCUGGAGGCCCCUGUCCUCGAACUGUCAAUGACGGCCAAGAAACAGCUGGAGGAGUUAAUGAUGGAGGGGGACCUGUUAGAAGUGUCACUGGAUGAGACGCAGCACAUCUGGAGGAUCCUCCAGGCUUGUCAGCCAAGGGGCGAAGGGAAACUACUGGAUCUAGAUAUUGGAGAUAAGGGUCCUGAAAACAUUGUGCCAAAGGAGAACUUUGAAAGAGAAAAAAUGGUUGUGAAAUUCAAGAAAGAAAAGGAUCCAGAAAAGAAAAAGAAGAAACGCAAGAAAGAGGAGGAAAGUGGAGACAUAUCCAAACCAAAGAAAACAAAGGAUGGAUCUGAAGGAGGGGAAAAACCCAAAAAGGUCAAGGUCAGAAAAGAGAAAGGAGAGAAAGAAAAGAAACUCCUGAAGGAAUUCGAACUCCAGCAAGAUCAAAUUAUGUCAGAAUCAACAGCAUCAGAUCUGGAAAAGAUAAAAUUAAUGGUUGACCUAAAUGCUGAAAAACUCAAAAAGUUGGAAAAACCCAAGAAGAAGAAAAUAAAGGUAAAGAAAGAAGGGAUGACAGAAGAAGUAGAGAAGAAGAAACGAAAACCAAGGAAGAAGAAAGAGAAGGAGUGUCUGGUGAUGAUGGAAGAUGACGGAGAUGAUGAUGAUGAUGACAACUGUGCCGCAAUUAAAUGUUUGAAACCUACAGGUGAGGAGGUAAAUUGGGUGCAGUGUGACCGAUGUGAGGAGUGGUACCAUCUGCUUUGUGUUGGACUCGGGGCAGACGAGGUCACUGAGGAUGAAGAAUAUGAGUGUUUUAAGUGUAAAAACCGUGACAGUGCACUAACUUUUGUUUCAUCCAACGGAACACCAAAUACAGAGGGGGUGGUAAGGAACAGUCUUAGAGAGAGCAUAACCAUCAGCACAUCGUCAGGGGUCACAACAACUCGAGAGACCGACCUUUUAACUGUGAAGGAUGUGGAAAUCACUCCUCAAGAGAAGAUAAACAGUUCUCCCCCAAAAAUUAUAAGGACUCAAUCACCCAUUAAAAUUCAGGAAUUCUGUUCUCAAAAAUCUUUGGCUGGAAAAGUUUCAGAGAGCACCACGGUGAAGAAGUCUGUUAGUGAGGAGGGGGAUUUUGUGAGUUCUGUGAUAUCUGGUGAGGACAUUGAGGAGGAGCUUGUUCCUCUUGAAGAGGAGGAGGACAGUAACCUUGGAGACAGUGGAGAGAAAGUGAAUGAUGGAAGUCCGACCGACUCUGUUGUUGUGGCAGACAUUAUCGAUGGUAUGAUGACAAGGUUAGAGUCGCCAGUGAUCACCACAAAACCCAGCACAGACGACACAGAGCAGAUGACACAGGAUAUAGAGGCCAUAGUACAAACGGCAGACGAGUCAUGACCUUUUGAUCCAUCUGUCUGUUGUUAAUCUGAAUGGUCAAAUCUUUGUGAAUGUAUGUGUAGAUGUAUAUAUGUACAUAAACUCCACAGAGAGAGAGACAGUUGUGCUUGCCUUCAUCACAUAACAGGUUAAAACCUAAAUGCUGUAAAUCCUCAUUUGAAAGAAUUUGUGUCACAGUUUGUAUUAAACCAUUGCCAUAUUCAACAUGGAUUUCAUACCAGUCCUAACAUAAAAUGAAAUUGUGUCCAUCCUAAGCAUUGUCAGCAAAUUUCAAAUCAAAUUUCUUUGGUCAUGUUCAUACUUGUACAGAAUAUCCAACUGUUCAGCAGCAGUCAUAUUGUACAGUAUCUCUUGUUGAUCAUUUUGGAGUGCUAUGUUUUUUGUGACUAUUUGUGACUACUAUCAAUUUCACCUUUAGUUACCUACAGAUUUUUAUACUUGUGUUACAUUUAGAUCCAUUUGUUUUAUUUAUUGUAAAUCUUUUGUAGAUAAGAGUGUUGGCUUUGUUUUUGUUUUAUCGUGUUUAUCUAUUUUUGCUGUACAUGGGAGAUGUACAAGUAUUUUACAUAAAUUCAUUUUUUUUGUAUUGUAAGGGGACAAUUUUAGUCAUGUACAUUGUGAUUUAUGUACCAUCCUCCUUUGUAUAAAAGGUUAUCAUAAUUAAGACCUGUGAACAUUGUGUUUGACAUGAUAUAUUUUGAUUGGUGAAAAAACAAAAACAAAAACAGAAAUAUUUGUAGGAACCAAUCCUUUCUGAAGCAAGGUGUAAUGACUAUUGCAGAGGAUAUUGUAGAAUUAGCCUAACAACUGGUAACACAAAAACCAAAACCAAAAUUGUGUCAAAACUCCAGGGUUCACAGAAACUUGUGAGGGUUGUUAGACAUGUUAGAUAAUGAACUUAUUAUGAUUAAUUAUCUUAAGUACAGAAAUUAUUCCAAGUCAGUAAAAGUAGACAUUUUGGCAUCUGUGUUGAAAAUUCAAGUUUUUCUUUAAGAAAAAUUUAUAUGAUAUGUACCAAUUUAUCAUUUUAUUAAUGCAAUAAUAUUCAUAUUGAAUUUUGGGUAUAGUAUUGAAGGAAUGCUGGAAGGAUUAUGCCACAAUGGAUACUUUUACAAACUUGUUCAUGUAGCAACAAAGUUUCAUUAAUGAUUUAUCAUUCUGAAUGAAGUCAGACUGUUAUGUGACAACAGUUGGACAAUGUUUUGUAUGAAAUUAGGUUAUGAAUGUGUUUAUGUAAUAUUGUGUAGAUGAACAGAGAAAAAAAACACCAUUAAAUAAAAGUUAAGUACAA